AUGGGAGGAAUUAUUCACCAUUCUAAUAAUGUAAUAAGUAAAACUAAAGUGGAGAAAAGAGUCAGUGGAACGUCAGGAGAAACAGUAAAUACUUUUCAACAAAACAUUAUUACAAAUAUUCAUACAACCACGGUAGCAGUAGAAAAUUAUAGGAGAGAAAAUAAUGAUUUUAUGUUUCAUAAUGAUCCAUUGAAACAGGAUGAGAAAAUAUUUCAAAAAGAACUUACUAAGACAAAGCUACACAGCUUAUUUGAGACCGUUGAUCAAUUAGACGCGAGUUUAACAUUGUCUCGUAUUUUUGAAUCUGAACAAUGGCUGCGAUAUUCUGCUUUGAAAGCACAAAAAGCUACUAUGAUCGAUGAUCUCAGGAAGGCUAAUAAACUGAAUAAAAAUAUGUUGAAUUUAUUUAGACAAAAUGUAACGGAUAUUCGUAUUGGAAAUGCGGACACGUUACCAGAACCUCUGAAAAGAGAAGUGCAACGGAUUUGGCACAGAAAGUACGACGAUUUGUUGAAGCAAAACGAAAAAUUGAAGAAAGAUAUUGUUACUAUGAACGCAGUCGUUGAAGAAAGGAAUGAGCAGAUAAAUAUACUUGAACGAAAGUUAUUGAAUAUGGGCGAACAUUUAAUAGAACGCGAAGAGGUAAUAAAAAGAGUUUGUACCAAGUAUAUGAAUCUUAAAAAACGUAAGGACGAGGAAGAAGUUUUAUUAAGAGGUUCGAUCGAGACCCUACAGGAUGAGUUGCGAAAGAUACGUAACGCGAAUGUCUCCAGCAAGUCAGGAAUACACCUGUCUUUAGACAAAGAUGCUCAACUGGCCAUGGAAAUACGACGAGGUGAUCGGUUGGUAUACGAGAAUGCACUUUUAAGAGCACAUUUGCAAGAAGCAAAACGUGCAUGCAAAAGUAGUAGAAGUAGCAGUGCCUUGUCUUUACAGAAAUGUUCCUCUGAAAUGUAA
Messenger RNA from Polistes dominula (European paper wasp), 957 nucleotides. RefSeq lists its product as uncharacterized. The record is from RefSeq and is a predicted model, not a curated record. NCBI's taxonomy places the organism in Eukaryota, Metazoa, Arthropoda, Insecta, Hymenoptera, Vespidae.